Leptosia nina is the source of this 1857-nucleotide messenger RNA. The record is from the annotation of a GenBank genome assembly. Lineage: Eukaryota; Metazoa; Arthropoda; Insecta; Lepidoptera; Pieridae.
AUGGCUCAUCUAUCAGCGAAGCCUGAUCUAAAGCAACAAUUAUUGGAGAAAGAGCAACGUUUAUUAAAUGAAAUAAAAUAUUACCAACAGCGUAUAGAAGAGACUAAAAGUUCCAAGCGCACUGCGGCUUUUGACAGCGAUAGUUCAGAAUCGGAAACAGAGUUUAACAUAGAAGAUGAACCACUUCUCGCCGAUUUAGUUCAGCAAGAGAAACGACUUAGGACCUGUGUUCUGGCGACAGAGGAGUUGACAAAUGUAGUAAUUGUUCAGUCAGAGAUGAAUGUAUUAGUUGAAGCACCAGUUAUAGAAGGUGAGGCGCAAAUAUCUGAAGCUGGUGUAUGGAAGGAGAUGGUUGCUGAGUGUCGGAUUGGUUAUGUCCCAAUCUCAAUAAGCUUCUUUACGCAUCAAAGUAAACGUCAAUUCGCGCCAAUAUCUUACAGGGGCUUGCAAGUGUUACCGGUAAAAAAAUCGCAGGAGAGAGAGCUGUCACAUUCAGUGUUGCCGCAGCUGAGAAUACCAGUGCAUGCGGUUCAUCUGAUCCAGAGUUACAACACCGCUUACCACUGCAGACGCACUGUUCUGGCUAAACUGACAGACAAAUACGGCGACUCUCUUUAUAUGGAAGCAAGGCCUGAAGGCGGUUGCUUGCUGAAAUGCGCGAACGUUCUAGAAUUGUCGUGGGUGCUGGAGAACAAAGUGUCCUAUCUUUCGAAAUUCCAUCACAAAAUGAGUCUCAGUUUGGAAUAUAUUGAUGAAUCAUACUUAAGGGUUAUUCAAAAAGCAAACAGGAAAUUAGAAAACCAAUCGAUACAUACAGAUGAACGAACUCUCUUACUUUCAACUAUAAUAGAAACAUGUUUGCAAGCUAGAGGAAUAACUAGUGAAAAGAAUACAGAUGAUUCACAACGUCCACGAAUCGAUGAGAACGACGAUGCUAAUAUCAUGGCUCCGCCGAAACUUAUACCCAAAAAGACAAAAACGAAUAAAGAAAAUGCCCAAAAAUCCAGUACGGAUGUUAAAAAAAAUAAUGGCGUUAAAAAUAGUAAGCCAAACGAUAAAGAAAUGACAGCUGCUAGAAAAAGUGAUAAAAGUGGAAAGUCCAACGAAGAUACAAUUAAGAAAAGUAAUGUUUUAAAUGAAAAGAACAGAGUUGAAACUGAUAGGAACACCAAAAGCUCAGAUAAUAAAAGAAAGUUAACAGAUGAAACACAAAAUACAGCCGUUAAGAAAAGUAAAAAUAAUGUUUUAAACGGCGUAAUAGAAACUACAUCCAAAUCCAAGGAGACAAAUGUAAAAAGUACAAUCAAUACCAAAACUAAUGGAGUUCAGACACAAAAUGUUAGACCAGACAACAGAAAUGAACAUCAAAAGAAUUUAAAUAAAAAUCAGACAAACAAUACAGACAAUACAAGUAAAAAAUCAAAGACCGAUCAACAUAAUAAUAUUGCCAGUAAUGAAAAACAAAACUUAGAGAGUGGAACAAGUUCUACUAAUGUCCAAAAAAAUAAAGCUAAUGUUGCGUCUACUGAAAACAACCAAAAAGCAAAGAUUUUAGGCAAUAAGAAUAAUGUUCGUACUAAGAAGACUACUGCAGAUAAAGGAAGAACAAAUCAAAAUACAUUACCGAAGAUAAAUAAUGUUGCCAGUAAAAAAAGAGAAAAUCCAGUAUUAGAGAAUAAGUCAAAGCUGGAUAUUAAUAAAAAAGCUGGCAACAUUAAAGUUCAAAAUGGCAAACCCAAAGCAAUAGUACAAAAUAAAAAUUCACAGAAAAGCAGUCCACGCAUUGCAUCGAAGUUGAAAGCACUUCAGAAUUUUAAGAAAGUCAGCCAUAUACCGGUUCUCAAGCGAGUGAAAUAA